AUGUACUCAAGCGAUAGCAGUAGGAUACACAACAAUGCGUCGGAGUUUACUGUGCAAGUUUCAGCUCAUAUUUUGGAACGUUUUUCAACGUUCGCUCUCAAUCGCAAUGAUGACACUGACACCGACCAUCCGUUACUCGACGAAUUGAACAUCAAUGGCUACAAUGAAAUUGAACAACUUGUACAAAAAACAUUUCCCAGCUGCGAUGUUAGUAAGAUAUGCCGAGUCUACGCCCCACAGAUGUACGGCAUGUACAUGCUGCGCAUGGAAGAAAUGAAAUUGGACAUUGGCCGAAGUGUUCAAGAAAAAUUGCUAUACCAUGUGACCACCGAGUCCAGAGCCAUGGAGUCGCUGAACAGUGGACUGGACUGGAGACGCACCCGCCGCAACAAAUUCGGAUGCGGUGUUUCGUUCAGCGACAAUGCGGAUUACGCUAAUUAUUAUGCUGACAGUUCUCCCAGCGAAGACACGCGGAUCAUCAUGAUAUGCUGCGUGCUGGUUAGAGAGACGUACGUGGUCCACAGCCAAAACAAUGGGAACGCCUUAAUCGUACCACCUAAUAAUGCGGACACGUCGGUGAGCUAUAACGGUCACGUGUACGUUAAGUACAACGAUAAUGAAUUUUAUCCACUGUACUUUGUGUACUACCUGCGGAGACCUAAACACCGGACCACAAGCAAAUUUUACCGCGCUAACAACCGCCGCCAGACCCAUAUGGUGUAUAGGUGGUAG
This is a messenger RNA of Rhopalosiphum maidis (corn leaf aphid), 732 nucleotides long. RefSeq lists its product as uncharacterized. The transcript is spliced from 3 exons. Bases 1 to 732 code for a protein of 243 amino acids. The record is from RefSeq and is a predicted model, not a curated record. Lineage: Eukaryota; Metazoa; Arthropoda; Insecta; Hemiptera; Aphididae. Gene Ontology annotation, molecular function: NAD+ poly-ADP-ribosyltransferase activity.